Eriocheir sinensis (Chinese mitten crab) is the source of this 3523-nucleotide messenger RNA. Its product is annotated as coiled-coil domain-containing protein 38-like. The coding region runs from base 1179 to 3401 and encodes 740 amino acids. The record is from RefSeq and is a predicted model, not a curated record. The transcript has 10 exons. NCBI's taxonomy places the organism in Eukaryota, Metazoa, Arthropoda, Malacostraca, Decapoda, Varunidae.
AUUAAAACCAGGAGUGACAUAAUUAAAAUGUUAAAAGCCCAUAAAUAAGUAAUAUGCCUGGGGGUUGGGAUGGCAUGCUCCUCCCUUCUCCUUUAUUGUUUUACUUGCAACAAUAAACUAUCAAUCAAUAUUUCAAUUCAAUUCAAGUAAUAUCUCGCCAGACAAUGACAGCUGAGCCAUGUUGCCAGAUUGUCGUACUCUGCCUGUUAUGUUUGCUGAUUUACGACCCAAAAACUCCUUUCAUCCCCCAAAUAACUGCCUUCAUAUAUGUUUACCGUUUAAAUGGUUAAUUAUUGGUGCUUUUUGGCAACAGUAAUGGGCCAGAAACCGGUAAAUACGCUGCUCUGAGUACGAUAAUCUGGCAACGGUGCAGCUGAGAGGGAGGAGGAGGGAGAGAAUCCAAGAGGCCGCGUCAAAACAAACCUCGGCGUUGCCAUAGUGAAGAAAAUUUAAUUAUUAGUGUGUCGCCAUUGAAAAGCAAGGCGUGUCAGUAAGCAGAGGAGGAGAAGAAGGACAUACGAAGUGAUAGAAAGCGGUACAGGCAGUUGAAAAGCCCGGGACCAAAGUUGAUGAAAUGUUCGGCCUCAACAGUUUUUAGCCGUUGUAUCACCGAAGAGAGAGUUUUUCUGCAACAUGUUCUGCCAAACCUGGGGUGUAUCUGACUCUUGAUGGCCUCCUCUCCAUGUGGGGAUGGGCAGGGUACUAAUUUUUCUAGUAUGACAACAGGAAAUAGUGCAAAGACAAAUCAAGUGUCCCUCUGGCUGAUCCCAUUACAGGUGGCCUUUCCCUUGAGAACACGGCGGUAGGAUGAACAAUAUAUAUACCUUAAUAGCUUCCCUGUGCAAGGAAAGAAAGGAAAUCACAGGACAAAAGAGUGCAGAAGUAUAUCAGAAAAUAGGGUGUGUGUGAGCUAUGCACAUUUAUCAAUAGCUCUCCCAUGCAUGGAAAGGAAGGAGUUUGCAGGACAUAGAAGUGGGGUUCUAAAAUGUAUAAGACAAGUGUGUGGGUGUAAAUGAUCUAAAUGGACUAAUAAAUCUCCCAUACAAGGAAAUAAAGGAAACUACAGAACAUAAAAAUGGAGAGUGCAUUAAUAUAACAGAAAAUAGAGUGUGUGAACAGUAUAUAUGUACUAAUAACUCUUCCAUGCUAAGAUAUAAACAAAAUUACAGAACACAGAUAUGGAGAGUGCAAAGAUAGAUCCUCAAAUAACCACAGGGCAGGAGGAUGUGUUGAAGGGCAUGGCAGCAGGAGGUAACAGCACUGAAGAACAAGGGAAUCGGCAGUUCUCUGAGGCAUCCCCCACUGAUACAUGCCAGGACUCAGGGCUAUGCCCCAGCCUGGAUGCCUCACACAAGCCCAGGAGGAGCCACGGGAGAGCGGCAGACUCACCGUACAUGACAUCGACGCCAAAAAAGAAGCUCCUGGACCUUACCGGGGGGAGUGAGUAUGAAAUUUUAUCAAGUCAGAUGAUUCUUGAAGACCCGUUGCUCUCCUCCAUUGACGAACCGGAAUGCUUGACGGACCACCAGGCUGAGAGUUUAACGUCAGAUGAGGAGAGCAGUGAACUGAGCUCCAGGUUACAUGCGACGCAAAUCCGAGCAAGAGGUGAUGUCUCCGAGAAGGACCCUCUUGUGUAUAAGCUAAUGAAUGAUGUCUCCAGUUCACGAGUCUCCAGGAAUCAGUCACUCUCCGACACUCUCCAGCAGCAGUGUGUCAUGGAGGCGAGUGCGUCGGCAUCCAUCAAGAAGAACCUUUUCGACGUGCCUGUCAGUCCGAAGCUAAAGAACAGAGUGCGCGAAAGACUCUACACUCUCAUCAACUCUCUCGAAGGAUUUGAGGACAGGGUUUAUUUGAGCGAGGAGAUGUCAGGUCAAGCUCACAAUACAGAAUCACUCUCCAAAGUCAACGUGAAGAGUCCGAUAGGUAUAAAGAUGGACGUGCAUAACUUCUCGAGGCUGUCCGGACGUAACUCACUGGAUGUCUCGUGUCGUCAGCAUAAAAGCUUUCAUGAUCCGUGUAAUUUAUCAGCUCUGAGCAGCAGCAUCGUUGGGCAUUACGAGUGUGCGAUAUCAAGCAUUGUGGGGUCGCAGAUGCAGACACUUCAGUACCACCAGGAUCAUCUCAGUCGAGAAAAAUUAGCCCUGGCACUUCAGAAAAAGGAGCAGGAAGCCAGUGCCAGAAUCUCCAUCUAUCAUGAAAAACUGAAGCUGAUGAUUGAGAUGGUGGAAGAGUUGGAGCUCAAGUUGUCGAGGCAUAAUGCUGUGGCGAGGGAGGAUGCUGAGCACUAUGAACGGAGGCUGAGGGAGCAGGAGGAGAAGUGCCGGCAAGAACUAGCGGCCCUAAGAGCUGAGUGCCAGAAAAAGAUAGAGGAAGCUGAGGCGCAGACAAGGUCGGCUCAGGCAGCAGCAGCGAAGAACUGUGAGCAAAGAAUCUCAGAAGUGCUCACCGCCACAAGACUCAGAGCUGUGAUGAUGGAAAAGGAACAUGAAUCUCAAAUAUCGGAGCUGAACUCAACCAUCAACAAACUACGAGCAGAGAAGAGAAUCGUUGAGGCAUCCCUAGAGGACUCCAUCUCCGAGGCUGACAGGAGCGGGGGGCUGGCGGCCGGCAUUCCCUCGCUGCAGGCAGGGAGGGAGGCCACGGAGGGGGAGGCCAGCCAAAGGAACCAUGGUGAGCCUAGUAAGACUGGGAGCAGACUACAUGAGGACCUGCUUAGCGUGGACUUGCUGAAGAAAAAGUUCCAGGAGGAGGUUGAGUUCUGGAGGAGGGAAACUGAGAGACUACAGAAGAAGUUACAUGAAGCAGAAGUGGUGCAGAGAAAACUGAUUAACGACACAUUCCAGGAUCUGCACUCUAAAUCCAUGACUGAACUUGAGCUGUUGAGGAUGCAGAGUGGUGACGGGAGUGAGGGGUUGGGAGUCACUGUGGUCGCUCUGCAGGAGAAACUAUCCCAGGCGCUGAAGGAGAAUAUUGCCUUGAAGCAGAAACUCCUUGACUCUCAGAAGAAAGAAUCAGACCUCAGUAAGAAGUUGUCAGUGAAGGAAGAUGAGCUUGGGUCACUCAACGCUCGGCUAAGACUCUCGGAAGCGCAGGCCCUACAGGAGAAGAAAAGCCUCCUGGUGCGGCUGAGGGGGUAUGAGGAGCAGCUGGAGGCCUUGGAGGAGCAGAAGAAACAAACUAUCCUGGGCUGCCAGUUAGACAUGGAGAAGGAGACGUCAGCAGCAGUGUCGGCCUCGCUCGCGCACCACCAGGAGAAGACUCGCCUCCUCCUGGCAGACCUGAGGAGACACUACGAGGAGGUGAUCAGGCGGAUACAGACUCACUCCAGGGCGCAGAUCUCGGAAUACAAGAAGGCUGUUCGGUACCUGAAGCAAAGAAUCAAGGUUAUGGAGAAGGGGUAGGUUCGUUUUUAUGUACAUCACUCACCUUCCAUAGUACAAACAUUUUUUUAAUUUUAUACGUGAAAAAGUAUUUGUUAACUUAAUUAUUGUUGUUCUUGUCCGAUUAAAAAUGACGGGUUUUC